Molecule: messenger RNA, 7055 nt
Organism: Perca fluviatilis (European perch)
Lineage: Eukaryota; Metazoa; Chordata; Actinopteri; Perciformes; Percidae
Product: E3 ubiquitin-protein ligase TRIM9
Exons: 13
Coding region: 231-2426 (731 amino acids)
Molecular function (GO): zinc ion binding; protein binding
Source: RefSeq, a predicted model, not a curated record
UCUCUGCUUCACAGCUCAUCUUAUUACAAGCACUGGUGUGAUCGAGGGCUUGAGGAAAGCCUCGGGUGAAGUUAUCAGCUUAUCUUCAGAGAAGAAGCAUCAGGCUGGUCACUGGUGGGAUUAUUCAAGAGGAAUUCAUUCAGUCAACACGAGGAAUAUACAGGGAAUAUUUCACGUGAUGAAUAAAUGGUCAUUUUGAUUCUUCAACAGCAAAGAAACAGACGGGAGCGAUGGAGGAAGAGUUAAAAUGCCCCGUUUGCGGUUCUCUCUUCAAGGACCCCAUCCUGCUGCCGUGCUCCCACAAUGUCUGCCUGGCCUGUGCUCGGAACAUCACCGUCCAGACCCCGGAGGGAGAGACCCCGGUGCAGAGCCGAGCCUCGGGCAGCUCCGACUACGACUACCUGGACAUGGACAAGAUGAGUCUGUACAGCGAGACGGACAGCGGAUACGGCUCCUACACGCCGUGCCAGCUCAAGUCUCCAAACGGGGUGCGGGUGUUUCCGCCGGCCAACCACCCCCGACACUGCUCCCUCACCUGCCCGCUGUGCCACCGGAGCGUCUCCCUGGAUGAGCGGGGUCUCCGGGGUUUCCCUCGGAACCGGCUGCUAGAGUCCAUCGUGUCGCGGUACCAGCAGAACCGCCGCGCAUCCGCAUCUUCUUCUUCUACCGCGGUGAAGUGCCAACUGUGCGACCGCAACCCGGUGGACGCGGCGGUGAUGUGCGAGCAGUGCGACGUCUUCUACUGUAACGCCUGCCAGCAGCGGUGCCACCCGUCCCGCGGUCCGCUCGCCAAGCACCGCCUGGUGCCGCCGCCGCCGAACCACGCGGCAGGAGUAGGUGCGGCAAGCGGAGGAGGCAGCGGCGGUCAGCUGCCGCCCGCUACCGCGCGGAAACCGGCGACCUGCGUGGAUCAUGAAGCGGAAAACUUCAACAUGUACUGCUACAGCUGCAAAACUCCGGUGUGUAUGAAGUGUUUGGAGGAGGGGAAACACGCCAAACACGAUGUCAAACCGCUGGCUGUUAUGUGGAAACAACACAAGUGCCAGAUCUCCCAGGCCCUGAAUGCGGUUUCCGAAAAAGCUAAAGAUGCCAAGGAGUUCCUGGUUCAGCUCAAGAACAUGCUUCAGCAGAUACAGGAGAACGGCGUGGAGUUCGAAGCUUGCCUCGUGGCCCAGUGUGACUCUCUGAUCGAGGCGCUCACAAGACAGAAAGCCAAACUGCUCACCAAAGUCACCAAGGAGAAGGAGUACAAGCUAAAGGUGGUGCGUGACCAGAUCACACACUGCACCAUGAAGCUACGUCAGACCACCGGCAUGAUGGAGUACUGCCUGGAAGUCCUCAAAGAGAAUGAUCCCAGUGGAUUCCUCCAGAUCUCCGAUGCUCUGAUCAAGCGGGUGACAUCGUCUCAGGACCAGUGGGUGAAAGGCGCCCUGGAGCCAAAAGUAGGCCCUGAGUUUGACCUCACCCUCAACACCGACUCGCUGCUCCAGACCAUCCUGCAGCUGGACUUCUGCCAGGGCAAAGAUGUGCAGGAGAAUCCGUUAUUGAAACAAAUGCAGGCAGCAGCAAGCAGUGGUGAGGCUGAAAUGGAGACAGAGAGCCCAGGAGUGGAGUCUGGAACCUCGGUGCCGGCGGCUCCUCUCCUGCAGCUGGAGAAGUGCUGCACCAGGAACAACAGCGCCACCCUGGCCUGGAGGGUAGCCGCGCCCCCUGUCAGCCCCAUCGAGGGCUACAUCCUGGAGCUGGACGACGGCAACGGAGGACAGUACAGGGAGGUGUAUGUGGGGAAGGAGACGGUGUGUACGGUGGACGGCCUUCAUUUUAACAGCUCGUACAAUGCCAGGGUGAAAGCCUACAAUGCCAUCGGUGUGGGGCCGUACAGCAAGACCGUGGUGCUCAAGACCUCUGACGUGGCUUGGUUCACCUUUGACCCCACCACAGCUCAUCGGGACAUCGUUCUGACCAAUGAAAACCAGACCGUCUCCUGCAGCAGCUACGAUGACCGCGUGGUGCUGGGAACUGCUGCGUUCUCCAAGGGCAUCCACUACUGGGAGGUCCGAAUUGAUCGCUAUGACAACCACCCUGACCCUGCGUUUGGCGUGGCGAGGAUCAACACCAUAAAGGACAUGAUGUUGGGGAAAGAUGACAAGGCGUGGGCCAUGUAUGUGGACAACAACCGCUCCUGGUUCAUGCACAACAACUCCCACACCAACAGGGCGGAGGGAGGCAUCACUAAGGGCUCGACUGUGGGCAUCCUGCUGGAUCUAACCAAACACACAUUGACUUUCUACGUCAAUAAGCAGCAGCAUGGACCGACUGCCUUCGAGAACCUAGAGGGGGUCUUUGUACCCGCCGUCAGCCUCAACAGAAACGUGCAGGCGACCUUACUGACAGGCCUGGAGUUGCCAAAGAAUACCAAACAGUAGGAACACCUUCCUUGCUCCGAGCGUUCCCUGGAUAGCAACCAUCGAUGUCAUUAGCAGUCCGCGUGGACCUUUACCGGUCACCUUAGUCUGGAUUUAUCCGUCUCCCAUCCUCCCCAAGGUGCCCUUUGUUUCGAAUACACUUCAAUGUGAAACCCUGCUCUUAACAUUUGGGAUGAAGGAAUAAAAUCGGGCUUAUAAUUGUCUAUAAAUACACUGAUUGAAGCGUGUGGACGUCACAACAGAGAUGACUGAAGUUACUGUGGAUUGCCACACUUGUUUCAUAUCCCAGUUUUUCCCCCGUGAACUUCAGGAUACUAACGUCAUUUAUGUUAUCGUUCCAGCGUGUGCCACCCAGUGAUUUUAACAAAAAGGAAAAAUACAGCCUGAAAGUUACCUUGCGGCCUGAGACUAAACUAAUCGACCCUCUCACUCCGACAGAAUCAAUGAAGAUUCCCACACUGUGCAGUAAAAUGUUCACCAACAGUCAUACUUUUUCUCUAUUUGAGAUUUUCAGAGCUUUUAUUGACUACAUUUAAGAUCUACCGUCAGAAAACAACAUCUCAAUCGGUUUUUAAAGUCCACGACAACAAGGUGAUGUCGGGAGGCCAGGGGAAAAACGAUUCGGCAGUGCGUAUUGUUGCUUUGCUUCUCUCUUAGGUGUCCUUACAGCUCAUGAGGUAAGACUAAAUGAAGAAAGUGUUUUGUCAGAGUUGGAUAGGCACUGUGGGAUGUUUCACUCAUGAAUAUUUAAAAGCUACACUUUCUCCCCAGUUGUGGCUCCAACAGCCCUGCAUUCUCCAUUUUCCCUUCUUCUCUAUUGCAUGCAACGUGGUGUAGAGAUCAUUUGGUGCUUUUGACUAAGGUUUACACACUGAGGUCAGAUUCGGGCUUGAUUCCAUUUCAUUUUUUCAGUAAUGUGAUGGAUGUGCAAGGCAUGGGAGGGCUUUAUUUUGUAAUUAAGUGUGUAAAUUCAUUGAGGUGCAUUUCAUGGCGUGCAGUCAGUGGUGUGAUGAAAUAAUCAAACCCAAGACUCCAUGUCUUUAUGGCUGCACCAUUCAGAAAUGUACUUGUGCCUCAUGUUAUAAACAGUUCCUAACAUUCAGCCUAAGCUGUAAACUUUAGGAAUAUUUGGCUGCGCAGCAUAAGCUGGUAAUACCUGAACCACCGGCACUCCAGUGAAGUUAGAGGUUAAAAUAUGCCUGCAGUGUUUAAUACAAUGUGGGGGGGCUUGUGUAAAUGUGGUUGCCAACACUAUAAAAUAGUGUGCAAACAGUUUGCACCUUGUCCUGUUGAAUUAAGUCAAAGCGAGGAGGGAACACUGUUGAUUAAUUGCCUGCAGGAGCAUUUCCUGCCUUGAUGUUUUCCCUGCAGCCUCUCCCAGGUUCUGGAUUCACCCUGUCUCAUGAGGAAACGUUUUCACCUUGAGCGUUACAAAGUUUAAAAAAUGAAAUGGAACUGAGCCGAAGCCUUUUUUCUGUUUUUGUUUCAUAAGACCCAACAGCUACAAGAAUACAUCAAAAGUAGAUGAGAAAAGUGCAGUUGUCUCAUGGAAAUUUCAUUCUGUGCUCAUCACUCAGUCUCUCUGUAGAAUCUCUUUCAGGCACCCUCAAUGUGUCGUACUGAAAAUGAUCUUGAAAAGUCACAUCAGGUAAAGCUACGUCUGCUGUUAACAUUUCCCAUCAGGGAUUGGAUACGGCAGCCUGUAGAGCAGUAGCUUCAAAAUCCAACCAAACCACUGUGACUACGGAUACAAGAGGUUUUAAAUUACAUUACCCAUGUGUAUUUCACCACUAAUGCAGCAGAGGAUGGAGAAGAUUGCUUUUUAAAUGAAUGAAUUUCAUCUUUAUUACAAUAUCUGAAAUAUCUCUAUUCCCUAUAAUGUUGUGUGAGAAAGAAAGAAGUUGAGACACGCCUGCCAAUAUAAAGAUUGGGUUCAUGUGUGAACGGAAAUCCACAAACAAAUGUAAAUACUGAUAUGUGAGUUAAGAUUAUGACGUGUGAUAUUAAGCAUGGAUUAAGCGUCGAACAAGUUUACAAAAUAUCUGAACCUGGUAUUGUAAAUAGUGUACUGUAUUAGUGUCUUUGCAAUGGAGUGAUGUUAAAGCCAACCGCUACUACAGCUCGCCCUCUGCUGGUGGAUGGGGGCAACAACAGGAUUCAUGAACUAAUCCUGCUUCAUGUUAGCCGACUGUUUUCAUACCUCUAAUUGCUGACUUUGAAUAAUGUCAGCAAAAAUUUUGUCUGACGAGGUGUGAGAGUUACAUUUCUAACUAUAAGUCGAAUCAUAAACUAUCUCAUGAUAUUCAAACAUUUAAUCAGGGACAUAAAAUAUCAGUCAUUUACAUUUUUUAUGAGUUUUUAUGAAGGUAUACAAAUUAUUAUGAGUGCAGGCAGCAAUUACAUGUUACUUACCACACCUGUAUUCUUUUAAAUUCUCAGUUAAACACACACUUUAAAUAUGCCAGGUGACUGGACAGAAACACUAUGAAUUAAAGGAGGUAUUUCUUACUGGAAUUAGUGAGGUCUACUUUCAAUACAACAGCAGGGACAUUAUACAAUGUGUUAGCCUGUACCUUUUUUUUUUUUAAAGAAUAUAUUUAAUUGUAGAGCAUCAGAGUAGUAUAAUAAGAUAUCUUUCAAUUUUAGUAUGUUUUACUUAAUGCAUUUAUUUAUUAAAUCAAAGCUGUUACCUAUAAUGUUACAUUUACAAAAUGUACAUCCCAGAACAGCAAACUGCAGGUAUAUUAUUCUCCUAUUUAAGUCUGCAAAAAGGCUUUUUGCACCCACAGCUGCAUUCAAAUCUUAUGUGGUAAAGAUUGUUUUACAUUUAUAUUUUAUUAACCAUGGAUCUAAUGACUAAGUGUAAUGUGAAUCACUCGUAUCAUGUAGCCAGAAAAUAAUCACCAAACCCUGCAGUUUGGAGCGUUUUAGCCUCUUUCAGCUCAUUGUUUUGGUUUUCUGGCUUUACGGUUUCCGAUUAACUCUGAUGGUCUCAUAUCAUUGUUUUCAGAGGCAGCAGGCCAACAUUCCCACUGUACGCUUCCUGUUGAGCAAUAAACCGACAGACAGACACAUUUAGCGACUAGCUAGUGAAUAUAGUGGAGCAUUUAGCAGCUAAAGAGACAUAUUUAUGAGUAGUUGGUGGGGACCAAAAGCAGAGCUAAAAGGGAGAGCAAAUAUUAGAUUUGUCUUUUGGCCAAAAAUACAACUCACAUUUUAAGCUAAUGUUGCUCCUUGUCGGUUGGAUGUGUAAAAAUAAGCAACUGUUUGCUAACAAGUUUACCAUAUUUACUUAUAAGGUGAUGUCAAUGUUGCCACAGCUGUUUUGGUUGCUACCAAAGUGCCAAAAAAAAAGCAGUUAUUGCAGGUUUAAUUAAGCAUUUCAGUGCUUCUAAUUAUUCGGGCCAUAAAAUCAAAUAGAAAGCAUUUUUUUGAAUUUAAUUUGGCAUUCUGUAUAUGGUCUACCAAUUGAAACUAGCGCCUAGGUUUACGAUACUUCCUACUUGACAAGAAUGCAGCAUUAGUUUCAAAGUCAGGAUGUGAACUAGUUUCCCCCCCGACCCAGAAAGCGAAUAUCUAACAAUCUGCCAAAGGGGAAUUUCUCCUGACGUCCAGACUUCCAGCUUUCCACUUAAAGUUUACAUUUGCAUCAUGUGAGGCUUUUUGGCUGCUCUGCUCAGCCUUACCCUCUGAUCGUCCUACCACACCAGAGAACAAAAUCUGCCCCCGAAGUUGACUGUGCCAUUACUAGGAAUAGAUUUUAAGGCCACGAGCAACAUCUAUCAUAUAACCAGAGGGGCUUUGUCUGAAAGUCUGGAUGAUUUGGGGUUACAUGUCUGCGGUUUGUGUGGAUGUCAAAAUGGUGCAGAGGAAAUCAUGACUGGAGGGGAUAAAAGCUAAAAGGUGUUAGGUGGAAGUUCAGACAGUCAGACAGAGGUUCAGACAGCAUAUCGGGUAAAAUGAGGUUAUCCUUUUUUUUUUUUUAAAUUAAUAUCAAAACAAUACUUUAUAUGGCAGAAAUCACAUUUAAAAUGAGUCACAUUGUAGUCACUCCUGUCUAGAUAUGGUAUUGUAAGAAUGCUUGUAUGGCAUGUCCCUUUACCCCCACCCUUACCCACCCAUGAAUGUGAGAUUUAAUUUAACUUCAAGAUAUGGUGCUGGGGAGGAAAGCAUGUCACUGCUGUUACCUAUUUAACUUAAAAGAAUGGCAGAUUUAUGUACUCUAUAAAGUAUGUAAAUAUAUUUAAUUACAUAUUUAUUUUCUUUUGUAUAUUGCCCUCUUCAAGUUGUUAAGUAUAAGAGUGAAUGGCUACUUACACACACAAAUUGAUGUAUUUCCAAGGGUUGCUGGGUACAACACACACACACACGUCAGAUUUGCUUACAGCUUGAAACAAUGUGCUGCAGAUAAGCUUCAUAUUUCCUCAUGCUCUUACUUUUUUUGAAAUGUAUAAAUAACACAAAAGCUGCUUCAAGAAAACGGUGUGAGAAGUUGUGACCUCACCCAGCCGCACACUGCCAGAUCACACCUCUUGUUUCGCCAUCAUCAUUGCUCAGAAGCCAUCUUUUUUUAGGUUUUCCCUUUAACAAAAUUAAAAACUGUUUCUCUGUAAAAUAUCUGUAAUGUUU